Procambarus clarkii (red swamp crayfish) is the source of this 2078-nucleotide messenger RNA. The record is from RefSeq and is a predicted model, not a curated record. NCBI's taxonomy places the organism in Eukaryota, Metazoa, Arthropoda, Malacostraca, Decapoda, Cambaridae.
GAGUGAACGUCUGAGAUGAUGACUCUAAGGAGUGUUACCUUCUCUUCGUCCCCCCUGCUGCUGCCUGCUGCUCUCCUGCUCUUCCUCCUCCUCCUGCUCUCCUGCGGCACCCUCAGGGUAACGGCUGGCAAGGGUGCGAGGUUACCAUCCAGGAGCUACCCAAGAAUACACCGAAACCUGCCCAACUUCUCCUUCAGGUCUGGGGGUGUACGACAGAUCACCCCCUCCAAGAACAUCUCCAAGCUCCUCGACAACCUGCUGGAGGGUUACGACCAGAAGCUCCGGCCCUCGUUUGGAGGCGAGCCCACCACCGUGGAGAUCGACAUAGAGGUCCGCAGCAUGAGCCAGAUCUCAGAGAUGGACAUGACCUACUCCAUGGACUGUUACUUCCGCCAGUCUUGGGUGGACGAGCGCCUGGCGUUCUCAGACCUGGAGGAGGCCUUCACGCUCUCCGUGUCCGUCCUCGACAAGCUGUGGAAGCCCGACACCUUCAUCUACAACGGGAUGAGGAGCUACGUCCACCUCAUCACCACCCCCAACAAGUUCAUCCGUCUUUACCAGAAUGGCAGGAUUCUCUACUCGUCAAGGCUCACCAUCAAUGCCAACUGUCCCAUGAAUCUUCAUGACUUUCCCAUGGACACGCAGCGGUGUCCUCUAAGGCUUGGGUCGUUUGCCUACACGACCAGUGACGUCAUCUACCGCUGGAACAGGGCCCGCCAGGUGGUCAUCGCGCCUGACCUCAUGCUCUCCCAGUUUGACCUCAUAGCCACGCCCUCUGGCUUCGAGAACACCACCAGGACGGCAGGGGAGUUCUCGACCUUGCUGGCCAGCUUCCACCUCCAGCGACACAUGGGUAACUUCAUGAUCACAGUGUACGGUCCGUGUGUGCUGCUGGUGGUGCUCUCCUGGGUGUCCUUCUGGCUCAACCGUGAAGCCACCUCCGAUCGCAUCUCUCUAGGUAUCACGACGGUGCUGACUAUGACGUUCCUGGGACUGGAGGCGAGGACAGACCUGCCCAAGGUGCCCUACUCCACGGCCCUCGACCUCUUCGUCUGGCUCUCCUACGGGUUCAUCUUCGCUACCAUCAUUGAGUUCGCCUUCGUCCAUGUCUUCACCAAGGUCGGGUCCGGCGAGGUCUACCUGUCUCAGGCCAGCUCUGAGGCCGACUCCUCGGACGACGACCUCUACCAGGAUGAUGACGAUGGCUUGGAGGAUGAGCAGGCAGAGCCUGUAGCAGUGUGCCUGUCCGUGACGGAGAGGGAGGUGGGGGCUUGCCCUGGCACGGGCCCCAACGGUGUCGGCACCUCCUCCAGGCCCAAGACUCCUCCCUUCAGGGACGCCAGGUUCUCCUUCUUCAGCAGACUGGCGGGUCUCUGCGGCAGGGAGAAGGCAAGGACCCACAGCACAACCAUAGAGACCAUAGACCAGCUUAAGGAGGUGCGUCGAGCAGUGCAGCGACACCAGAGGAAGGCGCAAGCGGAGGCAGACGACGCCGAAGCCCGUCGCUGGACGCAAGACUCGAGGAGCGGCAAGAGGACCAACCCCAGCAACAAACUCCUCCAGAUGAACUCCGUCUCCAACAUCGACGAGAUCUCCCGCAUCCUUUUCCCCCUCUCGUUCCUCUGCAUCAACUUCCUCUAUUGGUACACCUUCCUCUCCCACAACCCCUGGCCGCCUGACUACCUCUAAACUCCUCUGUACUCCUAUUUUUUUUUGUAUAAUCUGGUAUUUUCUGAUGAUGUGUCCCAAUACUGAAGCAAAUUCUUGAAAAGCUGAUGUGACGCACUUUGCCCAGGGGUAAAUAUUACUUUCUCUAAUGUAAGUCACUUCCUGGUGUGAGCCACACAUUCUGUAAGUUUUCCUUAUGUAAACAAUACAAUUUUUUGCUAUAAUCCGCUUGCCUUUUAGCGUAAAACAAUAUAUUUUCUUCUUUAUAAUCUGUCCUGAUGCCACUGACUUCUGUGUCUGUUUCAAUGCGAGGCACCAUAAGUGCAAGUGCACCAUAAGUGCAAGUGCACCAUAAGUGCAAGUGCACCAUAAGUGCAAGUGCACCAUAAGUGCAAGUGCACCAUAAGUGC